AUGGCAGGCCAACAGCAGCAAAUCCUCGAUACCAUCUUCAACAUGAAGAGGAAGAUGUUGCGCAAAGAUGAUUCGGACACAGAAGAUUCCGAAACCGCCCUCGGCAGCAAUAAGCAGGACUUACGGCGCAAAGUCCACUACGCGCGCGCAAGCGAUCCCGACUUUCUCGCAGACCCGCGUCCUUACAAGAAGCGCAUCGAGCACGCCGGUUAUCACAGAUAUAUUUUGCAGCGCAACCCUCCGCGAUACGAUGCCGAUGGUGACGUUGUCGAAGUUGACGACGAAUAUGAAGACGAGGAUGAUGUGGAGCCAGUAGAAGAGAACCCGUACGGAAAUAUACAUCUGGAGAACCUUCUUGCACCAUUGACCUCCGCCGCCGACCUACCAAACCAUCCCGCCUUGAGCGUUGCAUAUACCUCCAGACAUCUCUCCGAUCUUGCCAACGAGGCCGGAGCUCUUUCGCGAAAAGAGCAGAUCACCAAUGCGCGAGCCAAGAACCUGUUUGUGAAACUACAAGGGGAUUCUAUGUUCGCGCCUGCUGCCCUGGCAGCAAUGAGCGAUACACCAUUUCGAAUGCCACGCUCAAGAAUCCCAAGUUGGCGUUUUGAGGAGGGCGAAGACCAGCGCACACAUGACACUGAAAUGCAGGAGGCGGUCGAUGGUGCACAAGACGUGAAUAUGGAGGACGCCGUACAGCCCAAUGGGACUGACCGAGUAGACAAUACUAAUGGAAACGCUGGACCCGAAGCAGUCAACGGUGCCGAACCCGUGACAAAUGGGACACAUACCGGUGAUGCAGAUGAACCGCAAAAGAAUGGCCAGGAAGAGCAUUCUCCGAUGGGCGAAGAUGUGUCCGACACAGCAUCGCAGCAGACGCAUAGGAUGACGACACGCACGCGAGCUCGAGCGCACGCAGCUUCGACCCCUUCUCCUCCUCACUCACCAUCAAGCGAUGUCAACGCGAUACACCCCCUUUUCAUACACCCUACCGAGUCGUUGCCAGACCGCGACUUUGGUCUUCCGCCAAACGAGGCAGAGGAAACGCGCAUGCUUCUUAUGGCAUACGUUCAAAAGCAAGAAGAAGUCGCGCGGAUCACGGCUGACCUCUACCACGGCUUGCUGGAAGCUGACCGUCUGAGGCACGACGUUUUCAAGUGGUCGAAAGCAGAAGGCCAUGUAGGAGAGAUGAGUGAUGGCGAGGAUUGGUAUGAUAACGAGGAAUGGGGCCUCGAACAGGAUCUGGCCAAGGGUCGUGAUGAAGAGGAGGAUGAAACCGCAGUAGCUGGGAAGAAGAGCACAAGACAACGGCGAAAGCCUGACAAGGACGAUAGCACAUUUCCUUCACCCACCAACCCUAGAGCUUCUUUAAAUCGCCACCGCACCAAGCAUGGACUCCAUGAGCGCGCUGUUGUCACAACUUGCAGUCACAUCUUUUGCACCAAUUGUGCAGAUGCUACCAGUCUUUCAAGAUCGACAAAUGCGCAACGAGUCUGUCCAGCAUGUAGCGCGCCGCUUCCUAACCCAGAUGAUGUAGUCAUUGCAGGUCUCAAUCCAUCAGAAGACUACAAGACUUCAGUAUUGAGUGGCCUUAGCCCGACAAUCAUCAUGGAGUGUGCAAGCCGUGGCUUGGCCUUUCAUAGUUACCAGACAUCACAAGAGAUCAUCUACCAAGAGCACCUCGCAAAGGGCCUCACUGAAAAAUAUAACACAUUGAGCCAGCAGAUGGAUCAGCUCAUCCACGAUGCCAAUGCGCAGAUCAAAGCGCUUCAGGACAAGAUGCAAGCUAUGCAAGCAGACCUCGUAGAGCUCGAGACCAAGAACCAUGGAUUUGCGGAAGCCUUCAAAGAAAAGACCAAGGCACACCAGAGAACACAGAAUCUCUACCAGGCACUCAAAGCCCAAGUUAUGGCUUCGCAUGUAGCCCAUGCUGCCGGUGAUGAGGCAGAGUUCGCGCUGAAAUCAGCCCGGGGAGAUCGCUUCAUCGACCGCUUGCCGGGCGCCCGGUCUGGUACUGCGAACUUCAGCCAGACAGGCCCACCACAACAGACAGGCGACAGACUGCAUAAGAGGGUCAUCAGUAGAAGCUCUAGUAGUAGUGGGCGACAGCAGCAAGGCAGCAUUCACGUUGGUCCUCCUUUCAAUUCACAACUGCAUGGACGCGGUCUCGGUAGCAGAGUUCACAGUGGUCUUGAUACACCUUCUCAAUCUCGGAGAAGUCGCCUUCCGGUCCUCGGUGGAACACGUCAGAACCCAUACCUAAAUCAAGAACCAACAUCUUCCUUUCAAAACUCACCAAUGAUCCGACAGCCAAUGGCUGGUGGUUUUUCGCACAGUGGCAAGCCAUCAAGGAGGACUGGUAAUUUCGCCAACACUGGCCCGCUGGGACCAUGA
This is a messenger RNA of Bipolaris victoriae FI3, 2391 nucleotides long. RefSeq lists its product as hypothetical. The coding region runs from base 1 to 2391 and encodes 796 amino acids. The record is from RefSeq and is a predicted model, not a curated record. Gene Ontology annotation, biological process: negative regulation of rDNA heterochromatin formation; negative regulation of silent mating-type cassette heterochromatin formation. Lineage: Eukaryota; Fungi; Ascomycota; Dothideomycetes; Pleosporales; Pleosporaceae. The transcript is spliced from 9 exons. Gene Ontology annotation, cellular component: Rpd3L complex; cytosol.